Pungitius pungitius (ninespine stickleback) is the source of this 3033-nucleotide messenger RNA. RefSeq names its product solute carrier family 44 member 4 (gene slc44a4). Gene Ontology annotation, molecular function: thiamine pyrophosphate transmembrane transporter activity. NCBI's taxonomy places the organism in Eukaryota, Metazoa, Chordata, Actinopteri, Perciformes, Gasterosteidae. Gene Ontology annotation, cellular component: plasma membrane. The record is from RefSeq and is a predicted model, not a curated record. Gene Ontology annotation, biological process: thiamine pyrophosphate transmembrane transport; choline transport. The transcript has 21 exons. The coding region runs from base 306 to 2603 and encodes 765 amino acids.
UGCUAACUGGGCGCCUCUGUCUGGGAAAUUCUCUCUCAAGUUUUUAUAAUCAAGUUAGAGUGAUUCCUCUUGUCCAAAAUCAUAUCUUUGAUAGAACGCGCAGGUGUGCAUCGCUCCACAGGUGCGCUCGUGUCGUCACCGCCUAGUUACAAGUGCCAGGAAGAGAAAAGAUUCUAAAACUCGUUACCAUGGCCGCUCCGACACGGAGGAGCUCCUUUUAAACGCAGUUUGAGCUUUUUGUCAGAACUUUCUUUCACAACUUCAAGAAAAGGAAGACGAGUGUCACGAGGAGACUCAGGUGGAGGAUGGGUAAAACGCAGAAGACCGACCCGGACUCCGAGUACGGAGAACCUGCUCAGUUUGACCCAGAGUUCAAUGGACCCAUGAAGAAAAGAGGAUGCACGGAUAUAAUCUGCUGCGUCCUGUUCAUGGCGGUCAUCCUUGGCUACAUAGCAGUGGGGAUUUUAGCUUGGCUUUUUGGAGAUCCAAGACAUGUUCUUUAUCCAAGAAACUCCACUGGAUGGUUCUGUGGCAUUGGACCAAAUGAAGGCCGACCCAACCUGUUCUACUUUAACAUCAUUAAAUGUGCCACAUCUGCUAACGCUAUGGCAACAGCCCUUAAUGGCUUUCAGUGUCCAACCACACAGGUUUGCGUGGCCAGCUGCCCCACUGACUUUUGGGCUGUGAAACCACAGUCAUAUGUGACUGGAAAGCCAGCAGACGUUUUCAAUCAGAGCCUCUGUGUUCCAUCCAUACAGCUGCAGAACACUGAAAAGGCAAGUCCCACCUGGUUACCAUGUGGCAACACUUCAAUGCAAGAUGUCUGCAUUUCAAUCAGGGAAAGUGCACUCACACUUGGAUCAAUUCACCUGUACAUUUUUCUUAAAACGUAUGUUUUUUUUCAGUCUGUCAAAGAAAUUGUGGACAUGGAGCUUUGCCCUUUCUUCUACAUGCCCACGACCUCAGUGCUGGGUAGGUGUUUGCCUGACAUUUCGGCACUGGGGGGGAUCCCUUCAGACUUUUCCAAUAAUCCCGGAUUGCCCUCCGUCAAUGACACAGUCGGCCUAAUCAAGAACGGCACGGGGGACAUUGUGGGUGGAUUUAAUGCCAGGGACAUUGGCGUCCGCAUCUUUGAGGAUUUUGCGUCGUCAUGGCCGUGGAUCCUCCUUGGUCUGGUCAUAGCGAUGGUGGUCAGUAUGCUGUUCCUGUUGCUGUUGCGAUUCACUGCUCCAGUGAUGGUGUGGGUGCUCCUUGUAGGAGUCCUGGGUGCUGGGGCAUAUGGUAUAUGGCACUGCUACUGGGAAUAUGCUAACUACAAGAACGCCUCUGCUACCAUCAGUAACAUCGGUUUCACCACCAAUUUCAACGUUUACCUGCAAGUCCAAGAGACCUGGCUGGCGUUCUUGAUAAUCAUAUCUGUGGCGGAAGGGAUCAUUCUCCUAACCAUCAUCUUCUUGCGGACAAGAAUCCGCAUCGCCAUCGCCCUAAUCCAGGAGUCCAGCAAGGCGAUCAGUCACAUGAUGUCCUCUCUGCUCUACCCUCUGGUGACCUUUGUUCUCCUGCUGGUGUGCGUCGCCUACUGGGGCGUCACUGCUUUAUAUUUGGCCACUUCGGGAGACCCAAUUUACAAAGUGGUGGCUCUAAACUCCACUCUUGACGACUGUAAGGGAAUCAAUGGCUCUGUGACCUGUGACCCUCAGGACUUCAACUCGACUGACUACCCGGGCUGCCCCUCAGCCAGCUGCAUCUUCAUCAAAUACAACGAUGAGGGGGUCUUCCAGAGGAACCUCUUCAACCUGCAGAUCUACAACGCCGUGGCUUUCCUCUGGUGUGUCAACUUCAUCAUCGCUUUGGGGCAAUGUACGCUGGCGGGGGCCUUUGCCUCCUACUACUGGGCCUUCACCAAACCAAAUGACAUUCCCACAUUUCCCCUGAGCGCUAGCUUCAUACGAACACUCAGGUACCAUGUGGGCUCUUUGGCAUUCGGUGCUUUGAUUCUGACCCUCGUGCAGAUAGCCAGGAUGAUUCUGGAGUACAUUGACCACAAAACUAGAGCGGCACAGAAUCCAUGUGCACGCUUCAUAUUUUGCUGCAUGAAGUGCUGCCUCUGGUGUCUGGAGAAGUUCAUCAAGUUCCUCAACAGGAACGCUUACAUUAUGAUUGCAAUUUAUGGGAAAAACUUCUGCGUCUCAGCCAAAAAUGCUUUCAUGCUGCUCAUGAGAAAUGUAAUAAGGGUUGUGGUGCUGGAUAAAGUGACAGACGUGCUGCUGUUCUUUGGGAAGCUCCUGGUGGUCGCGGGCGUGGGCGUUCUGUCCUUCUUCUUCUUCUCUGGGCGAAUAUUACUACCAGGCAACACUUUCCGCUCUGAAACACUCAACUACUACUGGAUGCCAAUCAUUACGGUGGUGUUUGGGAGCUACCUCAUAGCUCAUGGCUUCUUCAGUGUGUACAACAUGUGUGUCGAUACACUGUUCCUCUGCUUCUUGGAGGACUUGGAGCGUAACGAUGGAUCCAUGGAGAAGCCGUACUUCAUGUCCAAAAACCUCAUGAAGAUCCUCAACAAAUCCAACAAGGCACCAAAAAAGGUUAAAGGGGAGAACUGAGGAUCUUUUUUACCUUUUUUUAAAAUAGUUUUCCUAAAUGGUUGACAAACUAAUUUGCUGAUUUUGCACUUUCUAAUUCUUUUAUUUAUGUGCAUUUAUGUAGUAUUAAUGACUGUGAAUGUGAAUGCAGGGAGUGGGACGUGUUAAGUUGCAUGACGUUUUUCUUAAUUUGUUCAAAUUACUUUGUCUAUUUGACUGAAUGUUCAAAAAUUUUAAAAUAUUUGUUCAUAAACCUCAACAGCGACAUUUUUGACGGCUUGAUGCAUCGUUUAUCCAGUUUAAAGGCUUUUAGUGCAGUUAAGAUUUAGGUGUUUUUCAUGUUUUUGGCUGAAAUUCUUUUCUCUGUAAAAGGAAAGUCUCAGAUUUUGUUUUAUAAAUAUAUUUGUAUACCCACAAUAUUGAAGAUAUUAAAUAAAAUUGUACCAUUGUA